Messenger RNA from Triticum aestivum (bread wheat), 1023 nucleotides. RefSeq names its product probable aldo-keto reductase 1. Gene Ontology annotation, cellular component: cytoplasm. The transcript is spliced from 7 exons. NCBI's taxonomy places the organism in Eukaryota, Viridiplantae, Streptophyta, Magnoliopsida, Poales, Poaceae. The record is from RefSeq and is a predicted model, not a curated record. Bases 1 to 1023 code for a protein of 340 amino acids.
AUGGAGAGAACCCCAGUGAUUCCUCGCGUCGGUCUCGGCGCCCAGGGACUGGAGGUGUCUAAGCUGGGGCUGGGGUGCAUGGGCCUGACGGGCUCGUACAACUCCCCGCUCGACGACGACGCCGGCGCCGCCGUCAUCGCGCACGCCUUCCGCCGCGGCGUCACCUUCUUCGACACCUCCGACUUCUACGGGCCCCACGCCAACGAGGUACUCCUCGGCAAGGCGCUGAAGCAGCUGCCGAGGGAGCAGGUGCAGGUGGCCACCAAGUUCGGGAUCCAGCUGCAGGCCGGGGGCACCAGCUUGUGCGGCCGGCCGGAGUAUGUGCGCGAAGCCUGCGAGGCCAGCCUGCACCGCCUCGGCGUCGACUACAUCGACCUCUACUACCAGCACCGGAUCGACACCACCACCCCCAUCGAGGACACGAUAGGUGAGCUCAAGAAGCUGGUGGAGGAGGGGAAGGUCAGGUACAUUGGGCUGUCGGAGGCGAGCCCCGACACCAUCAGGCGUGCUCAUGCCGUGCACCCGAUCUCCGCGGUGCAGAUGGAGUGGUUGCUGUGGGCUCGCGACAUCGAGCCCGACAUUGUGCCGCUCUGCAGAGAACUGGGGAUUGGAAUUGUUCCUUACAGCCCGAUCGGCCGCGGGUUCUUCGGCGGAAGAGGAGUCACGGAACAAGUCUCUGAUGAAUCCAAUAUGAAAGGGCACCCACGGUUUUCAGCAGAAAAUCUGGAGAAGAACAAGCAUCUUUAUCUGAAGAUGGAGGAACUGGCUAGGAAGCACCAGUGCAGUCCUGCUCAGCUAGCUUUAACUUGGGUUCUGCAUCAAGGGGGUGAUGUGGUUCCCAUACCAGGGACAACCAAGAUCAAGAAUCUGGACUCCAACAUUGACUCCUUAAAGAUAAAGCUCACAGAAGAUGACCUGAAAGAAAUUAGCAGCCAGAUACGUGAAGAAGAUGUGGCCGGUGGAAGGAGUUAUACUUCCUUUGCCCAUGCCAACUGGAACCAUGCAGACGCACCAAAGAAGUAG